GGAGAUGAUAGAGCCCAACUACAGCAGCAUUGAGCAGCUGUUCUGCUUCCCACAGCCAACCCCCAAGGAGAAGACAGCAGCACCAGUGAAGGCAGAGCCGAAGGAGCUCCAAUGAAGAGGUGACUGCCAUGAUCCAGAAUGGGGACCGGACCAAGUUUGAUGUUGAGGUUCUGAAGCAGUUGCUGAAGCUGCUGCCUGAAAAGCAUGAGAUAGAAAACCUGAAGGCCUUCAAAGAAGAGAAAUCAAAGCUAGCAAAUGCAGAUCAGUUCUAUCUCCUCCUCCUUCAGAUUCCCAGCUACCAGCUGCGCAUUGAGUGUAUGCUGAUCUGCGAAGAGACCACUGUCGUGCUCGACAUGAUUCAGCCCAAAGCUGAAGCCAUCCGGAGAGCCUGUGAAGAUCUUCUGACCAGUCAUCGCCUGCCAGUCUUUUGUCAACUGAUUCUCAAAGUUGGAAACUUCCUGAACUACGGAAGUCACACGGGCGAUGCCGAUGGGUUUAAAAUCAGCACUUUACUCAAACUAACAGAAACCAAAGCCAACCAAACCCGCAUUACACUGCUCCACCAUAUUCUGGAGGAAGUAGAAAACAGCCACAAGGACCUACUGGAACUGCCAAAGGAUCUUGAAUAUGUUUCAAAAGCAGCAGGAAUUAAUCUUGAUAUUAUACGCACGGAGUCUGGUACCAAUUUAAAGAAGUUGCUGGAGCUUCAGCGGAAAGUCUUAUCAUCAAAUGAGGAUGUGAAACAACAGUAUGAGAAACCCAUCCAGGACAGCAUUGAUGCCUCCAGAAAGCUGGAAGAAGAAUUUGAAACCAUUGAAAAGAAGAGAGAAGAACUUGCAAAUUAUCUCUGUGAAGAUCCAAGCAAGUUGUCCUUAGAGGACAUAUUUAGCAUCAUGAAGACCUUCAGAGACCUCUUCAUCCGAGCCCUGAAGGAAAACAAGGACAGAAAGGAGCAAGCUGCCAAAGCAGAGAAGAGGAAAAAACAGCUAGAAGAGGAAGAGGGCAAGAGACAGAAGGGAGAAAAUGGAAAAGUCAUCAAGAAGGGGCUGAUGAAGCAGGAGGAGGUGUGUGUCAUCGACGCCCUGCUCGCCGACAUCAGGAAAGGCUUCACGCUGAGGAAGACAAAGAACAGACACGAGUCAGAGGCAGCUCCUAAAGCCUUGUCUGCAGAGAGCCUGGAGGAGAGCCAGUCUGGACAGAGCAUGAAGGAUCCACAAGCAGCAGGGAAGCAGAUUGAUGACAAGACUGAGCAAAACAAGGAUGAUCAUCCCUCAGAAAGCACUCCACCCUCAACCACUGCCCUGAUGGAGACAGGUGGAGGUGUUACAAAUGCUUCAGCUUCAGGCCAGGUAUUAUCUACAAACAGUGGUGGAGGAAAGCUGCCUCUGGAGUCCCAGACCAAAAGCCCCUCAGAGAGUGUGGUGGAAGCUGAUGGAACCAGUCAGACCACGCUGGGCCCCGGGAUGGAGCAGGCAAACAACGUGGAAAGCCUCCAGCCCAGCACAAAGAGAGGCUCCCUUGGCUUCUCUGUGGCUGACAUAGGCACAAGGAUAAGCUUUGUGAGCAGCAGUUCAGCCCCUGCUCUGAGAGACCAACUCAGCUGGACUAACGGGUCCAUGUCAGAAGGCCAUGACAAGGAAUGCCCAGCUGAUGGCUCAGACAGUGCUCAGCCUGCCCCCUGCCAUGAGGCUCAGCAGGCAGAGUCUAAAGAAAUGACGAAGGAGAAUGAAGACCCUGGUACAGACUCGCUGUUGGACACCUCUCAAGACAAGUCCUUCUCAGAGGAGCCAGCCACUGACUCCUCUUGCUCAGCAACACUUCCCCCAGAGCAAACUCACAGUGACAGGGAAAAGCAGAGGCCAUCAGGAAAAAGGAAGAAGAAGAAGAGGCACAGCAAAAGCUACUCAGCAGAGGUUGAGACUGAUACUGGAGAUAAUAAAACAAAAAAAGAUUGUGUGGCACAAUGAGGUGUCAUGGCAAGGCAGAAGGUAUGAGAGAACCUCUCAUGUGUCCCUGGAGUGCUGCCAGCUUCUGAGACUCCAGGUUCUGCAUCAGUGAAAUGCCACCAUGGACAACUUCUGCCCCAUGAAGACCCACAGCUUCUCCUCAUGCAGCCUCUCACUCCCCUCCCAGGACCUAAAGAGCCUCCCCAGAGACUUUGGACCCCCCAGCCUGUGCACUGGGCACCUGUGGGGGCAGAGGAUGGCUCUUGCAUAGUGGUGGUGAAAGGGUCAGAUCUAACAUCCACUGUCAUGGAAGUCAAGGCUUUCAGCCUGCUCUUAGGCCAAACUCCUCUUGAAAUGACAGCUGAGUGUGGCCCAAGAACAGACUGCAGUGUUUAGCCCUUGAAGAAGUGUUAAAAACAGCAGUGCCUCAACUAAAUUAAGGGUAUAAAUUAAGCAAUGGCUGUACCAUCACAGGUGGAGGUGUGUUAAGUCCCUCUUCUCCUUGCCCACUGAUGACUUAUAUUGGACCAGGUCCAAGACCCAGAUUAGACAAAUGUAUUUUUACUCUCAAUCACUUAAAGCAAGGGAAAUGGGUUACAGGGGGAAAAAGCAAGUAAAAGAAAAAGUAUGUAUUUUACUCAGCAUAUGGCCAUAUAAACAGUGUCUGGUUCCUACAUGAUGCUUAUGUGCAAUUAAGUUGAAGUGCAUCAGGAGUCUUAAGUAGUCUUGCCACACCUGCUGGUGCAACCAUCAACAUUUGGAGAGCCAGGGCUCUGGUUUCUCUUACUAAAGCAAAAGGAAGAGGUUUUCCAGAGUGUUCUCUUGGACACAUUUUCAGUUUAUCCUGUAGUAAAUCUCUGGGUUUGACUUCCAUUGUCACCUGCUUGUACUCCAGAGUCUGUGUCCAAGCUGCAGAACGUGUGGAAUCGUGUUACUUUGGCUUUAAAACUGGGACUGUGCAGUACUGUGUUCUCAAAAUUCAGAGCUUUAUUUCUCAAGUUUUGUAAUAACACUGUAUAAUAAUUUUGUACAUAGCUGUCCAUUUAAAUUGAUCUAUGUUUGUUGAAUCUGUGGUGUGAUAUGUGCUGAAACAUAAAUCCAGUGGAAGAGCUGGGUACAUUUCAGAACUGUUCAUUUAUAUGAUAACUCACUGUGGCUAAACUAAUGUGCAGGCUAAAGCUUAUUUUGCUCUGCUUAAUAGGACUUGUAAUGUCCUUGUAAUACUGAAAACUUAGAAGUGAAACCAAGAAUUAAAUCACUGGUUUGCUUUAACCAAGGCAUCACUAUGAGCAUAUUGAGAACUGGUCAACAGAAGCAGAAAUGAGAACAGACACGUGGGCAGGAUCAGUGCAGGAGACACUGCAGAGUAGCACAGCCCUGUUGCAACAGAAAACUCAUUUCUGCUGGCAGAAAUUCCCUGGAGAACCAUGGAGAACCCCCAGAAUUCCCUGGAGAACCAUGCACCCAGGUUUGAUUUGCAGGACUGUCUCUAUCACAUCUACAGGUGUCUCCCCUUUUUCCCCCCUCUUUUCCAGUCUCAGAGCACAUCACCCAAGCACCAUAUUUUCACUCCUCAAUCUAGCUCUGCUGCCCUCAGAUUAGACUCCAAGCUGCAAAAACCUGAGUAUUAAACACAUUAUUUCAGCUCUGUGCAGCCCAGGCUAGCUGUGCACAGCCAGCCUCCUCCUCACCUCCCCACUGUUUGAUCAAUGGGAACAGCAUCAUUUGGAGAUGCAGGAGUGGGGAACAAACAGGUUCUCUGGGUGUUACCUAGGGAACCUCUCCUGCUGAUGCCCCACUGGCUGCUCACUUCAGAUGCUACAGCAUGUGUCCAAUUCUCCAUCUGGGUCUUUCAGCUUCCCUCAUUUCCACCCAGAGGGAGCAGCUCAUUUCCACAGCCAGAGUUUUUAUUACUCUGUGUGCUUACCUUGGCCUUAACAGAGAGGGUUUUUGGCAUUAUCUUUCCCCUGCUUUCAAGAGUUUACAAAGAAAUGGGUUAUUUUGAGCCACCAGAGGCUCUUUGUUCAAUAGUCAUCUGUAAAUUAUCUAUUCAAUCACAUCCCAAUCAGCAGCCUCAAGCACAACAUUUAUAAUAUAUUGCUCCAGAGCAGCUCUGCUUCCAUUACAGUGAUUAUUUCAGAAGAACAGAAGAAAAGAAUCAGAGCAGGUCAAAGACCGAAAUUCAACUGGGAUGUGGAGUUUUGUUCCAUUUAUGAGCUUGAAAUAAAGCUCAUGACCCUGAAGAUUUUUCAGUGGUUGCAAGACCAAAUUAAUUGUUGGUGAAAAGAAUAUAAUGGCCAAUUCAACAGAGCUUUGGUCUUUUAAGUCAACCACGAGUACAGACCUCAAAAUAGAAUUUUUGUGGUGUAUUACAGCAACUGCACAUGGAGACUGGUAUGUAAGCCAGGCUGUGACCACCACAAGCUUCCUGCUGCCAAAUAAAUGCAUCUUCUGUAAUUAAGCAUUGGCUGUAUGAUAAAAUGAAAGUACGGGAGAAAUCAGCAGAAGUCUUUUCCAAAUAUUCCACACCAAAAAUCAGGUUUGUUUAAUGAGAUGGAUUUUCAGGGUUAGUUUUUGGGGAGUU
This is a messenger RNA of Camarhynchus parvulus, 4530 nucleotides long. Its product is annotated as inverted formin-2-like. Gene Ontology annotation, molecular function: actin binding. NCBI's taxonomy places the organism in Eukaryota, Metazoa, Chordata, Aves, Passeriformes, Thraupidae. The record is from RefSeq and is a predicted model, not a curated record. The transcript has 14 exons. Bases 129 to 1967 code for a protein of 612 amino acids.